Molecule: messenger RNA, 2009 nt
Organism: Sclerotinia trifoliorum
Lineage: Eukaryota; Fungi; Ascomycota; Leotiomycetes; Helotiales; Sclerotiniaceae
Source: the annotation of a GenBank genome assembly
UUUGACCUCGUUCCUCAUUCCACUAACGUGGGGCGGAGUGGGCUAUUCAUGAACAAGCUAGCGGACUCUAGUCCCUUUGCUAUUAGGCGUCAUAGGCCUCGUCAGUUUCUGUGUAUAUGAAGCGAUGCUUGCCAGGAGACACAUUAUACCAACUCAACUAUUCCGCAAUGGUUCUACGUCUAUUGCCUAUUCUUGUACCUUCCUGCACGGUAUGAUCCUCUGAUCGAUCGUCUAUUAUGCGCCCUUCUACUUUAUGUCCGUUCAAGGCUACACAUCAAUAAUGGCCAGUGUCGCUGCUCUCCCAGAGACCCUCACUAUCGUUCCCAUGGCUAUGAUCUUUGGAAUCUUUGCAGCGAAAACAGGAGCAUAUCGUUGGGGUCUAUGGCUCGGAUGGGCUAUGACAGCCUUCGGCUGCGGUAUGCUUUAUCUCCUUGAUGUUGGGACUCCAGUCGUCGCAUGGAUAUUCUUUAUGCUUGGAAGUGGUAUUGGUAUGGGUCUUUUGUAUCCGGCUAUGAGUUUGGCUAUUCAAGCUUCGGCUCCGGUGGAGGAUGCUGCUACUGUUGCGGGAUUGUUCACGUUCUUUCGUGCUUUUGGUCAAACUGUUGAUGUUGCUAUGUAAGUUCUCUGAUUCUUCCUCGUAUCCUUGUCUUUUUCUCGAUGGUUCCACCGUUUGUUUCUCAAAUCUCGCGUACUGGUUUGCCUUUUCUCUCCCACGUUUUUAAUAUUCUGAUCGACAAUGCAGCAAUUGUAUCCGCUGUUGCUUGUUGCCUGCCAGUUCGCUGUUGCCAUGGCCGUUUAACUAGAUAGACUAGGCGCGUUGCCAUCAAGUCUGGCGUCGCUUGUUCUGCCUUUCACGCAUGUAACCCUGUCGCAGAUUGAACUGCGGCAAUCACAAUGCGAGCUCUUCCUUUUGAUGUUGUUUCGUACAACGAGUAUGGGAUCGAAUUGGCGCCAUUUUUGUCCAAACUUCUUGUCUAUGCAAACAAGCUCAUAUUCCCAGAUUAUGUAUAUCCUGUUUAAGCAAGCCCUCCGUUAAUCGUUUUUUUAACAACUUUCCAAUUGUUCGUUAGAAGUAAGAAUAUACUAAGAGAAGUCAGUGGAGGUGUCAUAUUCCAAAAUCGAAUGGCCACUGAACUCAGAGCCAUUCCAGACUUUACCAUACUUGCAGCACAGUUUGGGUAUAUCCUUGAAAAAGUUGUUGUAAAUGCAGUGGAUCUGAUCCCCUUGAUCAAGCUCUUGUGACCGAUCAAGGCUUUGCAAUUUGCGUGAGGAAAGUUGAUCCCGAGAAAUCAGAAAUCGAUAUAAAGGCGAGUGGCUUGGGAAAGGCUGAGAUGUCUGCCGAACAAAAAGUCAUAGAUGCUGGUCAUUCACAGAACGUAUUUGAUGGGGAGGAAAUUGUUAAGGUGAGUGAGUGGUUCAAGUCUGACCUGUCCGGAAAUCGAAAAAGUGCUAUGCCGAAUGUUUCAGAGGAGUUAAAGCUUUCCGCGAGAGGUAAAGAUACUUGCCCUAUUUUCGGAAAGGAUUAUUAGCUGUUAAUCUUUUAUUUCUAUAGGCAAUACAAUACUGUUCUUGUUUAUGCUCUUUUGACCGUAUUUCCGUUGCUUCCCCGAAUCAUUACUUCUGAAAGCAAAUUCGCACACCACUUGAACGGCAAUGUAUUCUCAUUAGUACUAUUCAAAUUUACAUAAAGGCAUGUAGGUAAUACCCAAUUUCCUUUGGAUAUAUCAAGGAAAUCAACACUCUCAGAGCCAAUCAAAUAAUUCUUGAACAAUCUAAAUUCAGAUCUUUCGUCCCUUUCUUUUCAAAUUAAAUACACAUCUAAUGAUAUGCACUUAUCAAAUUCAAUACAUCUUCGAUAUCUAGAUCCGGAACUGUCUUAGCAUGUAAUUGGCUCGCUAGUGGUUGUCGGAAACCAUUUUGCUUGUUUAUCCGCCUACUUCUCUUGACAACCGCUCCCCUCAAGAUCCUCUGCUCUUAUUUUCAUUUCCCAAAUUCCACAAGUUCAAUUU